Molecule: messenger RNA, 1607 nt
Organism: Hemicordylus capensis (graceful crag lizard)
Lineage: Eukaryota; Metazoa; Chordata; Lepidosauria; Squamata; Cordylidae
Gene: SNAP29
Product: synaptosome associated protein 29
Exons: 6
Coding region: 459-1241 (260 amino acids)
Biological process (GO): synaptic vesicle fusion to presynaptic active zone membrane; synaptic vesicle priming; exocytosis
Cellular component (GO): SNARE complex; plasma membrane
Molecular function (GO): SNAP receptor activity; syntaxin binding
Source: RefSeq, a predicted model, not a curated record
CUCUUGUCCCCCUACCCCAUAACUUUUUAUUUCCCCACUGCAGCUGCGUUUCCCCUGAAUUCUUAUUAUUUCAAGGGGAAGAGAACGGAAAUCUACCGUGAUAAUUCCAUGCCCCCCCGUGGAAACAGGAAUUGGUUUGUUCCGACCGCGCCCACUUUGUUUACUAUGCUCCUCCUCCCUCUGCACCACACACCCCCGUCGCUUAGAGGUGGUUUGGCCCAGGAGGUGGGAGGGAGGCGCCUCCGCUCUUGCUGCUGCUCUCGUGACGGGAAGAGAGAAGAAGGCGAAGCGGCCUCUGACAGGACGCUGGGUUUGCUUUUCCCAUCCCAUGGAUGCCAGCCAUCUCUGAAACGAAGACAUCAGUCUGGAAAAUAUCAGUGUGAAUUUUUUUGUUCCCCUGCGUCUGACACUUGUCUACAUUCUCACUAUAAAGGGGAAUUUAACUGGGAGGUGGAAUUAUGUCGUCCCAUCCAAAAAGCUACAAUCCCUUUGAUGAUGACGAUGACGAAGACUUAAAGCCAGUGAAGUGGAAUGAUCGCAGUAAUGAUUGUAAUGAACCUGCUGGGGAAGCUACAGACAGGCAGAGGUACCUGCAGCAAGAGGUCCUGAGGCGAUCCCAGGCCACAGUGGAUAGCACUAACCGGUCACUGUCGCUCAUCUAUGAGUCUGAGCAAGUUGGAGUAGCCGCAUCAGAGGAGCUUACACGACAAGGUGAGGUCCUGAAACGCACCGAACAGAUGGUGGAUAAGAUGGACCAAGAUCUAAAAACCAGUCAGAGACACAUCAACAGCAUUAAGAGCGUGUUUGGCGGCUUUGUCAAUUACUUCAAAGCCAAACCUCCAGAGACCAAGCCUGAGCAGAACGGGGCCGCAGAAUACCAAGCCAGCAACAGAUUAAGAGAAGCCAUAUCUGUCAGCAAAGAGCAGGAGUCCAAAUACCAAGAGAGCCAUCCAAACCUGAGGAAGCUGGAUAACUCAGAUUAUAGUUCCAGUGCAAACAAUACAAAUCCUUCUGUCCAGUCUGAUGGCUACCCCAAGAAUCAACAUCUCCGAGCUUACCACCAGAAGGUUGACAGCAACUUAGACGAAAUGUCCUCUGGCCUGGGCCGUCUCAAGAACCUUGCUCUUGGCUUGCAGACUGAAAUCGAUGAUCAGGAUAGCAUCCUGGGCCGUCUCACCACAAAAGUCGACACACUAGACAUCAACAUUAAGAACACAGACAAAAAAAUCAGGCAGCUUUAAAGAGUUCAAGCCUCCAUCGCCAGGAAAGGACUCGGUGGAUUAUAUGCAGCAGUGUUUUGUCCUGCUGUUGGGAAAAUAACAAUUUUCUUAUGUUGGUAUAUGUGACUGACUCGCCUUGUGAUUAAACCUAACCUUAAGUGCAAUAUGCGAGGUUUAAACCACCUUCUUUAAUGUGUUCGUGCAUUCGGGUGCUUUUCAGUAGUACUUCUGAUUUGAGCUAAAUAUUCCCAUUCUGAGCAAACACUUUCCAGCUUUUUCAGUGUCAUCCUUUUCACUGGCCUUAACUGUGGGGAGCAUUGAUUAGGUUUUGACAGUAGAGUGAGCGUUUAUGUAUGUAGUCAAAUAAAAUAAAAAAUUUAAACCCCA